Messenger RNA from Hemibagrus wyckioides, 3721 nucleotides. RefSeq names its product StAR-related lipid transfer (START) domain containing 13a (gene stard13a). The transcript has 14 exons. Gene Ontology annotation, molecular function: protein binding; lipid binding; GTPase activator activity. The coding region runs from base 195 to 3587 and encodes 1130 amino acids. Gene Ontology annotation, biological process: regulation of Rho protein signal transduction; actin cytoskeleton organization; signal transduction. The record is from RefSeq and is a predicted model, not a curated record. NCBI's taxonomy places the organism in Eukaryota, Metazoa, Chordata, Actinopteri, Siluriformes, Bagridae.
ACUUCACAUCAGUCUCGGGCUCCGUUAUUCUCACCAGCUUCUAGCUGACAUCUCUCUCUCUCUCUCUCUCUCUCCCCUGCUCAGUCUCUCUCUCGUGCGCGUGCGUCCGCUACAAUGAGUAUGACGCACGGAGCGCGCGAUUUCACCGACACUCUCUCGAGCCGGAGAAAAAUGUGACUGGACUCUUCUUGCGCAUGGUGACGCAGCGGCACGAAUCAGAUGGAGUGACGACUAUUGCGGCAAAAAAAAAAAAAACGCGGGUCCGAGCCGGGAGCGAUAACGGUGCAUCGCGGACGCGUUAUAAUGCGUCAUAUUUCACAAUGACGACGAGGCGAAAGUCAACAAAGCUGCAGCUGCGGCGCUCGAUCAGCGAACAGCUGCGCGACUCCACGUCCAAGGCUUGGGAUUUACUCUGGAAAAAUGUCCGAGACAGACGCCUCGCAGAGAUUGAAGCAAAGGAGGCGUGUGAUUGGCUGAGAGCGGCUGGAUUUCCGCAGUAUGCUCAGCUCUACGAGGAUUCUCAGUUUCCUAUUGACAUAACUGCUGUGGAAAAGGACCAUGACUUCCUGGACAAAGAUCUGGUGGAGCCUCUGUGCCGGCGGCUUCAGACUCUAAACAAGUGUGCCUCCAUGAAACUGGACGUAGGAUUUCCUAAGAAGAGAAGUGAGGACUCGGACGAGGACGACCUGCUGGCCAUCAGCAACAGAUGGACGUUUGAGUGGAGCAGCCGGCGCUGGUCUCGCCUGCAGGACGUUGAUCUGAUCCUGGGGGCAAGAGAUCGGCGGAGGACUGUGAGUAGUGAGAGUGUCCUGACUGAUCUGAGCGAACCUGAGAUCUGCUCGCUAAAUAGUGAGGACUCACUGUCUGUCAUGCCAGAGUCUGCAUCUCUCAGCCCACUAAGCAUGCCCCAGUACCCAGACCUGCCUCGUUACAACACGCUUCCUGCAAAGAGUGGCAGACACGGCCGCACACGUGCCAAGGACUUCCUUCGGCGAAUGGAGACUCUGGGACGCUCGUGGGGGGCAUUGCGGGCAUGUCCAGAGCGGCGAGCCAUGACAAUUAGUGGGCCGAUUCUCCAGAGCGAACCAGAGGCUCUACGUACACUGCGCUGCAUCCCCACUUUCAACGGAAUGCCAGGUGACACUGAAAUCACGCCCACUGCUAGCAACUGCCCAUCUGUUUUCACUACCAGCGAGGAGACCAGCCAAUCUGAGACGGGUGGAAGCACUGAGAGCACACCCAACAUGCAGGAGCAUAUUCCAGAACCACACAACACCAGCAAGCGUGCAGGCAUGUAUCUGGAAAAUCUGAAUGUGCUUCCUCAUGACAGCCAGCAGAGGACAUCAAUAGAACAUAAUCGCAGGAAUGAGUUUCACUCCUAUGAGGAUCUUAUGGUACACAUCCCAAAGGACCACAAGCCUGGGACUUUUCCCAAAGCACUGUCCAUAGAGAGUUUGACUACAGCCAAUGGGGAGGGAGGGAAGUGGAAGGUUCAAGAAUCAGAGCAGCAUAAACCGUCGAGGAACAGGAAAUGGGCAGGGCGAGAGAACCGACCCAUGACACGCUGCUGUCCACGAAGCAGCCGCAUUAGCAUUUAUGACAAUGUUCCAGGUUCCCACCUGUAUGCCAGUACUGGAGAUCUUAUGGACCUAGAGAAGGAGGAGGACCUGUUCCCGCACCUUGAUGACAUCCUGCAGCAUGUGAACGGCCUGCAGCAGAUCGUGGAUCACUGGUCCAAAAAUGUGCUGCCUGAGGGGGAAGGUGAGGAUGAUGGGGAACGGGACCAUGAAAUGAUGGAUGCUCAGUCUUCCAGUCAGAUCACGUUGGAUUUUGAAGGGACCUCGGUGAAGACACCUAGUGAUGGAGACAGAGAUGGAGUGUCUUUGAAUGAAACAGAUGCUUCAAGCACAAGAGAGAGGCGGGACUCAGGGGUUGGUGCGUCGCUCACUCGGCCUCGUCUCAGAUGGCCCAGCUUCAGGAUGUCUAAUCGCCUCAGCCAAUCAGGAACUUCAUUACAGCUCUCCAACCAGUCAGCGGGCCAGCUCAGUCUGUUGCAGAAGUUCUCACUGCUCCGUCUCACAGCCAUCAUGGAGAAAUAUUCAAUGUCCAAUAAGCAUGGCUGGACAUGGUCAGUGCCAAAGUUCAUGAAGCGGAUGAAGGGACCAGAGUACAAGGAUAAGGGUGUGUAUGGAGUGCCUCUGGUUGUCCAUGUGCAGCGAUAUGGCCAGCCUCUACCUCUCUGCCUCCAGCUAGCACUACGCUACCUUCGAAGGCAAUGCCUCGACCAGGUGGGGCUUUUCCGUAAGUCUGGUGUGAAGUCUCGGAUCCAGGCUCUGAGACAGAUGUGUGAGAGUUCUCCAGAGUCUGUAGACUAUGAGGAUCAGUGUGCAUAUGAUGUGGCCGACAUGGUGAAGCAGUUUUUCCGAGACCUUCCUGAACCACUGCUUACCAGCAAACUCAGAGAGACCUUCCUCCAUAUAUAUCAGCAAGUCCCUAAAGAGCAGCGACUGCAGGCAGUGCGAGCUGCGAUUAUGCUAAUGGCGGAUGAGAACCGUGAAGUGCUGCAGACCUUGCUGUGUUUCCUGAGCGAUGUCACUUCCUCUGUAGAGGAGAAUCAGAUGACGCCAAUGAACCUGGCUGUGUGCCUCGCCCCAUCACUUUUUCAUUUGAACAUUAUGAAGAAUGACAACCUUUCACCAAGGUCAAUCCAGAAGAAGUACGCCACAGGACGUCCUGACCAGAAGGAUCUUAAUGAGAACCUUGCUGCUACUCAGGGGCUUGCCCACAUGAUCACUGAGUGCAACCGACUCUUUGAGGUCCCUCAGGAGAUGAUUUCUCAGUCAAGGAACUCGUAUGUGGAGGCUGAGGUACUAGCACCCCCUCUGGACGACCUUUGCAAGCAGAUACAACCGCAUAUGGAAGAAGAACAAGAAGAUGAGGAGGAGGAGGAGGAAGGCUCCUAUCGGUGCCACAUGGAAGGACUGAUUCAAAACCUGCUAAAAGAAGCCAGAGACAAAAGCAAGUGCUGGGCGAGCCAACCCACCAUCGACAACGUGGAGCUCACAUACAAAAAGAUGGGUGAUGGAACUCCACUCCGGCGCUGGCGUGUCUCAGUUGAAGUGGAGGCUCCACCGUCUGUGCUGCUGAACCGGGUUCUGCGAGAGCGCCACCUUUGGGACAAUGACCUCCUACAAUGGAAAGUUCUGGAAACACUGGACAAACAGACUGAAGUGUAUCAGUAUGCUCUCAACAGCAUGGCCCCUCACCCCAGCAGAGACUUUGUGGUACUCCGGAUGUGGCAGACAGACCUAACGAAGGGUGUGUGUGCAUUAGUGACAGUUUCCAUUGAGCAUGAGGACAGUGCACCUAUGGGCGGGGUACGGGGCAUCGUUCUGGAGUCACACUACCUGCUUGAGCCCUGUGGGUCAGGAAAGUCGAGACUCACACACAUCUGCAGAAAAGACCUCAAGGGGAAGUCUCCGGAAUGGUAUAACAAAGCCUUUGGCCAUAUUUGUGCUGCUCAAGCAGCUCGCAUUCGGAACUCCUUCCAACCUCUGGAUCCUGAUGGCCCCGAGACCAAGAUCUGAGCCUGGAUAUGGAGUACAGACUGGAGUCCAGGGUUUGAACUAGGAUCAGGGAUUAAAAAAACAAAACAGGGCUGAUAUUAGGGGUUGUACCAGGAUGACAUUUAGGACCAGGGUUUGAAUAAGGAUCAGGGAUU